Molecule: messenger RNA, 516 nt
Organism: Rotaria sp. Silwood1
Lineage: Eukaryota; Metazoa; Rotifera; Eurotatoria; Philodinida; Philodinidae
Source: the annotation of a GenBank genome assembly
AUGAGAUACGAUAUAUUAGCAAUUUUUUGUGACCAAAAGAAACAAUACGUGCUUGUCCCUGUUGGUGCUAGUUUUAUUGGUAGUCAUUGUGUUAUUGAAUUGAUUACAGCUGGUUAUAGACCAAUUGUAGUAGAUAAUGAACAUAAUUCAUCAGCAGAAUGUUUAAAACGUGUUGAACGAAUUACUGGAUGUCAAAUAAUUAAUUAUAAAAUUGAUUGUCUUGAUAUUGAAAAUUUACGAAAUAUUUUUAAAAAAUAUUUAAUUUAUGCAAUAAUUAAUUGUGCUGCACUUAAAUCAGUUGGUGAAUCAUGUAUGGAAGAAUUUAAUGUUAAAAAUAUUGUUUUUUCAUCAUCAGCUACUGUCUAUGGUACAUCUAAAUAUUUACCACUUGAUGAAAAACAUCCAUGUAUUGAUGAUACUAUUACUAAUCCAUAUGGUAAAAGUAAAUAUAUAUGUGAACAUAUUCUUAAAGAUAUAAUCGUUGCUCAUCCUGUUCGUAUUUUAAAAUUAAAAUAA